Acomys russatus (golden spiny mouse) is the source of this 2685-nucleotide messenger RNA. RefSeq names its product transglutaminase 6 (gene Tgm6). The transcript is spliced from 13 exons. The record is from RefSeq and is a predicted model, not a curated record. Gene Ontology annotation, molecular function: protein-glutamine gamma-glutamyltransferase activity. Gene Ontology annotation, biological process: peptide cross-linking. NCBI's taxonomy places the organism in Eukaryota, Metazoa, Chordata, Mammalia, Rodentia, Muridae. Bases 144 to 2255 code for a protein of 703 amino acids.
UCUUCUCCUGAGCUCUGACUUCGCUGCCUAGGAGUGUCCUCUGAUGUUCUUCAUUAAUGUGGCUCUGACUGGAGAUUCUGGCACACAACCCUGACGAUCUACACACCGCUGCACAGGGACGGAGGUGUCCAUCUGGCUGUUGCAUGGCAGGGGUCAGGAUCACCAAGGUGGGCUGGCAGAAUUCAGAAAAUGGUUCUGCCCACCACACCCAAGAUUACCCCUGCCCUGAGCUGGUGGUUCGGAGGGGCCAGUUAUUCAGGCUUACCCUGGAGCUGAGUGGCGUCCUGGAGAGUGAGGAAACCCUCAUCUUCACCGUGGAGACAGGGCCCCAGGCAUCUGAGGCUCUCCACACCAAAGUCAUAUUCCGGACAGGGGAGCUAGAAAUAGGCGAUACCUGGACAGCUGCGAAGGGGGAGCAGACAGAGAAUACAAUCACGGUCAGCCUCGCGAGUCCUUCCAAUGCAGUCAUUGGCCGAUACCUGCUGAGUGGCAGGGCCUCUUCCCGCCGAAAACACAGCGACCGAAAGCUGGGCCAGUUUAUUCUCCUGUUCAAUCCCUGGUGCCCAGAUGACGAUGUGUUUCUGGACUCAGAGGAGGAGAGGCAGGAGUACGUGCUUAACGACAGUGGCAUCAUCUUCCGAGGCGUGGAGAAGCACAUCCGAGCCCAGGGCUGGAACUACGGGCAGUUUGAAGAGGACAUCUUGAAAAUCUGCCUUUCUAUCCUGGACCGAAGCCCUAGUCACCAGGACGACCCAGCCACUGAUGUGUCCCACCGCCAUGAUCCAGUCUAUGUCACCAGGAUCAUCAGUGCCAUGGUGAACAGCAACAAUGAUCGGGGUGUGGUACAAGGCCAGUGGCAGGGCAAAUAUGGCGGUGGCACCAGCCCACUGAAGUGGCGUGGCAGUGUGGCCAUCCUACAGAAGUGGUUCAAGGGCAGGUACAAGCCAGUCAAAUAUGGCCAGUGCUGGGUCUUCGCUGGAGUCAUGUGCACAGUCCUCAGGUGCCUAGGGAUUGCAACCAGGGUGGUGUCCAACUUCAACUCAGCCCACGACACAGAUGGCAAUCUGAGUGUGGACAAAUAUGUGGACUCUUUUGGCCGGACCCUGGAGGACCUGACUGAAGACAGCAUGUGGAAUUUCCACGUCUGGAAUGAGAGCUGGUUUGCACGACAGGACCUGGGCCCAUCCUAUGACGGCUGGCAGGUUCUGGAUGCCACGCCCCAGGAGGAGAGUGAAGGCAUGUUCCAGUGUGGCCCUACCUCAGUCACCGCCAUCCGUGAGGGUGAUAUACACCUAGCCCACGACGGCCCCUUCGUCUUUGCUGAGGUCAAUGCAGACUACAUCACCUGGCUGUGGCAUGAGGACCAGAGGCGGGAGCGCGUGUACUCAGACACCAAGAAGAUUGGCAGGUGCAUCAGCACCAAAGCCGUGGGCAGUGACUCUCGUGUGGACGUCACAGGCCUCUACAAGUAUCCAGAAGGGUCACAGAAGGAGAGGCAGGUGUACAGCAAAGCUGUGAAGAAGCUGCUCAGCGUGGAAGCCUGGGGGAGGAGGAGGCGGAUCCACAGGGCCCGCCUCUGGCGUGAUGACCUCCUGAAACCUGCCACCAAGCCCAGCAUCACCGGCAAGUUCAAGGUGCUGGAGCCACCGGUGCUUGGCCAGGACCUGAAGCUGGCUCUGUGCUUGACCAACCUCACCGACAGGGCCCAGCGGGUCCAAGUCAAUGUGAGCGGCGCCACCAUCCUCUAUACCCGAAAGCCAGUGGCAGAGAUCCUGCGUGAAUCCCAUACAGUGAAGUUGGGGCCACUAGAAGAGAAGAAGAUCCCAGUCACAAUAUCUUACUCUCAGUACAAAGAUGAUCUGACAGAGGACAAGAAGAUCCUGUUGGCUGCCAUGUGCCUGGUCAGUAAAGAGGAGAAGCUCCUGGUGGAGAAGGACAUUACGCUGGAGGACUUCCUCAUCAUCAAGGUGCUGGGCCCAGCAGUGGUAGGAGUGGCAGUCGCUGUGGAAGUCUUGGUGGUCAACCCCCUCUCGGAGAGUGUCAAGGAUUGUAUGCUGAUGGUAGAAGGCAGUGGCCUUCUCCAAGGACAGCUCAGUAUUGAGGUGCCCAGCUUGCAGGCUCAUGAGAAAGCCUUGGUCCAGUUCAACAUUACCCCCUCCAAGAGCGGCCCAAGGCAGCUGCAGGUGGACCUUGUCAGCUCACAGUUCCCAGACAUCAAGGGCUUUGUGAUCAUCCAUGUGGCCACAGCCAAGUGAUGGGCCAGGACGGACUUGGGGGAGGAGUCUGUCCAACUGCUGCUUCUCCCAUGUGAGAGCCAGGUGUCCUGGCUUAGUCCUGCUUCUGUCUUUGCCCUCCUUCAUGAGCUUAGGCAGGUCCUUCCAAGCCCGCUGAGGUGCUGGACUCAGUAAGUCCUCACCUUCGGGACUAGCGGCUGACGUAAGAGGAGGAUUCUACAACUCUCAUCGCCUUGGCCUAGUUAGCUUUGCCAUCACAGCCCAGGAAACUCACAGCUCCUUGUGUCUCUCUCAUCUCUUCAAAUGUCCUGGCCACAUUUAGGCCCAAGAAGUCUCUAGGCCAAAACACUCUCACUAUAGAGGAGCCUUGCUGGAGCCACAAGGCAAAGUCGGAGCAAGAUGGAGAACCCAGCCAUUCACCCAAGUGUUAUCCCCAAACUUGUAUUCUUUC